GUUUACAUUUAGUGAGGGUGGAAUGAGCUCGAGCUUCUUGUGCAUGUAAUCCCCCAGUGUUGUCUGCGCCUGACAGGAGAAGGCAUUCCUGACUAGGCAAGGGUGUUCCUGAUAAGGAGAACAUGUUUUCAGGUAUUCUACUUCCAGAAGAUGGAAAAAGACAGAAAUCAAAUGACUGACAGGAUAUUAAAUCUUACACUGGAGAUCAUCUACCUACUGACUGGAGAAGACUAUGUACCUGCAAAAAAGUCAGAUGAGGUUGUGAAACCAAGCAGUUGCCACUCAGAAGGACUGAGCAGGACCCCGAGUCCUAGUACUGUGUCUCCUACUCACUCACUCACACAUGAGAAAAUCAAUGAAGAGAAAAAGAUCUUAGAUCUCACCAACAAGAUCAUUCAGCUGCUGACUGGAGAGGUUCCUGUAAGGUGUCAAGAUGUCACAGUCUAUUUCUCUAUGGAAGAAUGGGAUUAUUUAGAAGGACACAAAGAUCUCUACAAGGACAUCAUAAUGGAGACCCACCAGCCCUUCACAUCACCGGAUAAGGUCAAAAUUUCUCAGAGAGGAUUUCACUCCACUUUUCAUCCCCCUUUUUACUUAGAACAGAAUAAGAACUUUAAUAUGUCUAAUCUGAGACCAGAAUUGUUGAAGCUAUACAAAACAAUUGAUCGACCUGGAAAAUCUGUAAGUGAUGAAUCAGAGGACUCUUCUUCUAGUGAAGACGAUGAUUUCCCACACAGUGACCUUUACAUACACACUCAAUACACAGCUACUGAUGGCCAAGCCACAGAGUCCGACUCCAGUGAUGAAGACGUAAUUUAUAUAUCCACACAACAAACUCAAACAAAACAUCCUCCUCUAUUUAGGAGAGAAGAGCCAAUGCCACGGAAUGCAGCAAACCUCUUACAAGUCUACAACCCAAGAGCUUUAGCCUACAGACCAGCCCCUAUUAAACAAAUUCCUAAAACUAACAUUAACACAGAGAAAAUGAAUGCCAUGUUAAUAAAAUAUGGUGAAUUCAACAGGAAUUUUAACAUGAAACCAGCUCCUCCACCUCCUCAGCAGUCAUUACAGAUGACCCGGAGACUUUUCACCUGCACUGAGUGUCCAAAGUUUUUCACUGGUAAUGCAGAACUGAUUAGGCAUCAGCGUAUUCACAGGAGAAAGAAACUGACUUGCUCCGAUUGUGGGAAGCUUUUCCCAUACAAGUCACAUCUGACUAGACACCAGAGCGUUCACACAGGGGAAAGAGCGUUUGUGUGCUCGGAAUGUGGGGAGAACUUCGUCUGCAAGUCACACCUAGUGACACAUCUAAGAACCCACACAAGAGAAAAGCCUCUUGUCUGUCAAGAUUGCGGCAAACAUUUCUCAUGCAACUCUGCUCUCAUCACUCAUAGGAGAAUCCACACCGGAGAGAAACCCUUUGUUUGCCCCAUCUGUGGGAAGGCCUUUGCUCAAAGUUCAAACCUUCUCUCACAUCAGAGAGGGCACACUGGAGUGAAGAAAUUUAUCUGUCGCCAGUGUGGCAAGAGCUUUGCCCAGAAAAAUGACCUGAAUAGACAUUUGAAAAUCCAUAGAGGACAAAUUGUUUUUCAACAUAUGUAGAGCUUUUUUGACUUUAAAUAAAACCUGUUAACCUUUCAAGUA
This is a messenger RNA of Bufo gargarizans (Asiatic toad), 1644 nucleotides long. RefSeq names its product zinc finger protein OZF-like. Gene Ontology annotation, molecular function: histone H3K36 methyltransferase activity; histone H3K4 methyltransferase activity; recombination hotspot binding. The record is from RefSeq and is a predicted model, not a curated record. The coding region runs from base 151 to 1602 and encodes 483 amino acids. Gene Ontology annotation, cellular component: nucleus. Lineage: Eukaryota; Metazoa; Chordata; Amphibia; Anura; Bufonidae. The transcript has 6 exons. Gene Ontology annotation, biological process: regulation of DNA-templated transcription; positive regulation of reciprocal meiotic recombination.